CAGAUGGGACAGCAGGCCACACUGGAGGAACCACUCAAGUAGAGCUGGACCUGCUCACAGUGCUCGCACUCACUGCCCGACCAAUAAAGCUACUCUGCUGGGAAAAUACGCUUCUGUCUAUUCUCACAGACAUAUAAUCUUAACAGCAAACUGGAACUACUAGACUGGGACAAUACCUUUGGACAAAAACUUGAAGGAUGCAGGACGGGAGAUGGAAUCAGUCCCUCCCCCUCUCUCUGCUUAUGAAGGAUGGGGGCAGGGUUCUAGAGGGAGACGGAGGGGUGUUCUCAGAGACGUCGUCUGAUGGGGAUCUAUACCUGGACUCUAUGGCGGAUAUGGACGCCGGAGUUGGGGAGUUUUCAGAUCUUACCGCCUUCCUCAGCCAAGACGAGAUCAACCGCAGCCUGGACCUGGCUCGGGAGGCCUUCAGUGAUGCAGAAGACCGGGGAGUCACUGUCUCUCCUAUUCCCAGAACCCAGGAGCCGGCUCUCUACUUCCCCUCCCCCACCCCCUUCAACACCACAGAAUACCUGACCAAAAGCACCAGCUUCCCCCACCAAACCAAAGCCCACUCCCCAGAUGACAGUCACUCAGUCAAAGUCACCUCCAGCCAGAGUUUCCACCUCAGCAGGCCCAUACAGGCCACAUGCGAAGCCAUGGCCUUGCCUGAGAAGUUUGUCUGCCACAAGAACAUCACCCCAGUCUACAAGCAGGACAAACCCCGACUGGUCCACGAGGGCUUAGAGCUGAAUGAACGGGCUGCCUCCGCCACUGAGUUCUGUAGCCGUGCUGCCACCUUCAUCGAGGAGCUGUCCUCCAUCUUUAAAGGCUCCGCCCGGCCGGAGCAUAUGGGGGAGGAAGACUCCUCAUCUCCCGACAGCGGGUAUCUGUCUCCUAAGAGCCACUGGCCGGCCCCCCAGGGCUCUGCCUCUGUCCCCCCACAGCCUCUCAUCCAACAGGGGGCACCACAGCAGUGUGAGCCAGGCUUGGGUAUCCAGCUAGCAAGCAUGAUGGGUGGAAUGGGUGUGAAGGGUGUCCCUCCUCUGAGUGUGACGGGGGUUCCAAUUGUCUCCAAUCUGAUGAGUGUGAAUGAGUUGAUGGGGAAGCAGCAACACAGUGGAGCCCCGUUGAUGGGGAAGCAGCAGCACAGUGGAGCCCAGUUGAUGGGGAAGCAGCAGCACAGUGGAGCCCAGUUGAUGGGGAAGCAGCAGCACAGUGGAGCUCAGUUGAUGGGGGAGCAGCAGCACAGUGAAGCCCAGUUGAUGGGGGAGCAGCAGCACAGUGAAGCCCAGUUAAUGGGGAAGCAGCAGCACAGUGGAGCUCAGUUGAUGGGGAAGCAGCAGCACAGUGGAGCCCAGUUGAUGGGGAAGCAGCAGCACAGUGGAGCUCAGUUGAUGGGGGAGCAGCAGCACAGUGAAGCCCAGUUGAUGGGGGAGCAGCAGCACAGUGGAGCCAUGUUGAUGGGGAAGCAGCAGCACAGUGGAGCCCAGUUGAUGGGGGAGCAGCAGCACAGUGGAGCCAUGUUGAUGGGGAAGCAGCAGCACAGUGGAGCUCAGUUGAUGGGGGAGCAGCAGCACAGUGAAGCCCAGUUGAUGGGGGAGCAGCAGCACAGUGGAGCCAUGUUGAUGGGGAAGCAGCAGCACAGUGGAGCCCAGUUGAUGGGGGAGCAGCAGCACAGUGGAGCCAUGUUGAUGAGGAAGCAGCAGCACAGUGGAGCUCAGUUGAUGGGGAAGCAGCAGCACAGUGAAGCCCAGUUGAUGGGGAAGCAGCAGCACAGUGGAGCCCAGUUGAUGGGGGAGCAGCAGCACAGUGGAGCCCAGUUGAUGGGGGAGCAGCAGCACAGUGAAUCCCAGUUGAUGGGGGAGCAGCAGCACAGUGGAACCCAGUUGUUGGGGAAGCAGCAGCACAGUGGAGCCCAGUUGAUGGGGAAGCAGCAGCACAGUGGAACCCAGUUGUUGGGGAAGCAGCAGCACAGUGGAGCCCAGUUGAUGGGGGAGCAGCAGCACAGUGGAGCCAAGUUGAUGGGGGAGCAGCAGCACAGUGGAGCCCAGUUGAUGGGGGAGCAGCAGCACAGUGGAGCCAAGUUGAUGGGGGAGCAGCAGCACAGUGGAGCCCAGUUGAUGGGGGAGAAGCUCAGUGGAGCCCAGUUGAUGGGGGAGCAGCAGCACAGUGGAGCCCAGUUGAUGGGGGAGAAGCUCAGUGGAGCCCAGUUGAUGGGGGAGAAGCUCAGUGGAGCACAGAGUGUAGAUGGAGACCUGUCAUUGCCACACUUCACCCAGAAGCUGAAGAGCCAGGAGGUGGCAGAGGGACACCCCAUCCGACUGGAGUGCAGGGUGGCAGGAAUCCCUCAGCCGCUGGUCAGGUGGUUCUGUGAGGGGCGGGAGCUGCACCACUGUCCUGACAUCCAGAUCUGGAGGGAUGGUGCCCUACACACGCUGGUGAUCGCUGAGGCCUUCGAGGACGACACGGGACGCUACACCUGCGUGGCCUCCAACAGCCUGGGGGCGGACAACACCUCGGCAGAGGUCUACAUCCAGGGUGCUUCAUCCUCCGACUCAGAAGGAGAAGUGUCAAAGUCCAGAUCAGGAGCCAUGCCUCAGGUCCAGAAGAAGACGACUUCAAUCUCCGUGUCCAUUCGUUCACCUUCACCCAAGAGCCCUGAGGCUGUACCUCACCGCUCCACCCUGGUCCUAUCUGCACCCCCACACCGGAUGCAGAGUCCAGUUUCUUCACUAUAUGGAGGUGGUGGUCCUCUUACAGCGCCCCCUAUCUUUACCAAGCUCUUACAGAAUGCCCAGGCAUCAGAGGGUCAGGUGGUUGUGUUGGAGUGCAGGGUUCGAGGCAGCUUUCCUCUGCAGGUCCAGUGGUUCAGACAGGGACAGGUCAUCCAGGACUCUCCAGACUUCCGCAUCCUGCAGAAAAAGCCACGGUCUGCAGCAGAGCCGGAGGAGAUCUGUACGCUGGUGAUAGCAGAGGCCUUCCCAGAGGAUGGAGGUCAGUUCUGCUGCAUUGCAACCAACCUUUACGGCUCCGUCAGCAGCACAGCCCAACUCUCUGUCACUGGAGGGGCCUUCAACACUCCCACAGCGGUGUACGACUCGUUCAGGAAUGGUGUGGCGCCUGGGGAUGACUCUGUCUUUGAGGACACCCAGGCCUUUCCCCCUCCCCCGCCCACAGAGAUCAGCCUAUUGGAGGUUCCGCCCAAGGUCCCACCCAGUACCUGCACCGAGGGUUUCCACGUCAACGAGCUGGAGAUCUGGCCCAGCAUGUCGGGCCUGCAGCCUGUCCACAUGUACCACGACGUGGAGGGUCAGGACCGGGCCAACUGGGCACUGCAGAACGGCAGGCCUGCCAGCCCCCCUCAGCCCACCUUCAGUCUGCUUCCACGAGAGGCCCAGCCAGACUUGCCAGGCCCAGCCAAGAUGUCUCCGCCCCCAGUGAAGGAAGGUCCUCCACUGCCCACCAAGCCCAAACUAGCGGAGGGUAUAGAGGAGGAGACAGAACAUGACAGGAACGCAGAACAGUUGAAGCAGCUGCAGGAUCAGAUUAUAUUGGAACAGCAGGAAGCAGCCAAUUGGAUCCAACAUCAGGAGCAAGAGCAGGAAGUUCCGCCUCUGCCACAGCAGCCCCCGGAAGUGCCCUCUCUGCCUUCUCCUCCUCUUCCCCCUCCUCCCUCCUUCCAGGAGCUGGAGAGCAGCGCCAUGCAGACCAGCACCUUCAACUACGCCCGGCCAAAGCAGUUCAUUGCUGCCCAGAGCCCUGGGGGGACUGGCCCUAUGGGGGGCUAUGUCACCCAGUCCUCAGGGUCCUCUGGUUCCAGCCUGCCCUCCCCCCUCUCCCCACCCACCUCACAAAAACCCUUCACCAGGGUUGUCCUGCCUCCCUUCAGUAAGGGCGGCAGCAUUGAGUCUCAGUCCCCUUCCUCUCCCUCCUUCCCACCUCCACCUCCUCCCUUCCUCAGUAGCAGCAUUUCAUCCUUGUCAGGCCCUGCCAAAGACUUCCCUCCACCCCCUCCUCCCCCUCCUCCACCUGUCUCUUCGGCUCCCCCCUAUUCCCUCGCCCACUCAAACAGCUCCUCCCCCUUCACCUCCAUGUCCCAAUCACCUGCUGGCUUCCUGGCCUCUGUCCUUCCAGCCACACCCACUAGCCCAUCCUUCAACGCCCUGGGCCUGCCUAAAGGGAACGGGACUAUCAGUGCUUUUCCCCGGAAACAGUCCAGAGGAACCCCACGCCUGGCCUCAGACUCUGACAUCCAGGGAACCAAGGAUGCUGUCAUUCAGGACCUGGAGAGGAAGCUACGAUUCAAGGAGGAGCGCAUGAGCAACGGACAACAGAGGUUAACCUAUGAGGAGAAGAUGGCUCGCAGGCUGCUGGGGGCAGACAACGCAGCCACAGUACUAAACACACAGCAGCAGGAUGAGGAGCCUGUUACACAGGAUUCCAGUUCAUCUGACAUAGAAUCUGUCCCUCAAAAGGAGUACAAGGUGUCCAGCUUCGAGCAGCGCCUGAUCAGUGAGAUCGAGUUCCGUCUGGAGCGCUCUCCAGUGGAGGAGUCUGACGACGAUGUGCAGCAUGACGAGGAUACCACUGGCACCGGGGUGGUGCCCUUCUUCGACAGCAAGCUCAAACACUACAAGGUGUUCGAGGGCAUGCCCGUCACCUUCUCCUGCAAGGUCAUUGGAGACCCCAAGCCAAAGAUCUACUGGUUUAAGGAUGGGAAGCAGAUCUCUAAGAGGAGUGAACACUACAGGAUCAGCCGCGACGCUGACGGGACCUGCAACCUCCACACCGCCGCCGCCUCAUUGGACGAUGACGGCAACUACACCAUUAUGGCUGGUAACCCUGAGGGGAGGGUGAGCUGUACUGGAAGGAUGAUGGUCCAGGCAGUGAACCAGAGGGGGAGGAGCCAGCGCUCUACACCUGGACACAUCCGCAGACCUAGGUCUCGGUCCAGAGACAGUGGUGAUGAGAACGAGAACAUCCAGGAGCGUCACUUCCGCCCCCACUUCCUGCAGGCGCCUGGUGACCUCAUCGUCCAGGAGGGUAGGCUCUGCCGGAUGGACUGCAAGGUGAGUGGCUUGCCCACACCAGACCUGAUCUGGCAGCUGAAUGGUCAGACCAUCCGUCCUGACUCCGCCCACAAGAUGCUGGUGAGGGAGAAUGGCGUCCACUCGCUGGUCAUCGAGCCCGUGUCCAGCCGUGAUGCAGGCAUCUACACCUGCAUCGCCAGCAACCGCGCUGGACAGAACUCCUUCAACCUGGAACUCAUUGUAGCAGCCAAAGAGAUGCACAAGGCCCCUUCAUUCAUCGAGAAGCUGCAGAACACUGGUGUUGCCGAAGGUUACCCGGUGCGUCUGGAGUGCCGUGUGUCGGCUGUUCCCUACCCACAGAUCUUUUGGAAGAAGGAGAAUGAGUCUUUCACGCACAACACAGACAGGAUAAGCAUGCACCAGGACAACUGUGGCUAUCUGUGUAUGAUCAUCCAACCAGCCAUGAAGGAGGAUGCUGGCUGGUACACCGUGUCUGCCAAGAACGAGGCUGGCAUUGUGUCCAGCACUGCACGACUCGACGUCCACACUCAGUGGCAGCAGCCCAACACUCCCAAGCCUAAGAAGGUGCGUCCGUCGACGAGUCGCUAUGCAGCGCUGACAGAAAGAGGACUGGACGUGAAGGCAGCCUUCUUCCCCGACUCCAGCCCCCUGCAGCCGGGAGGCCUAGUGGAGAGUGAUGACCUGUAGAGACCAACGGGGGCACCACAUGCCCAAACAAGUCCUAAUGUAAUGCCUUAAAACUAACCCCUGACCCCAGUACCAGCCCUGUUCCGCCCCGUUCUCCCCAGACAUAGGGGUAAAUGUAACCCCCUCCAUCCGAGGUGUUUUACGACAAGGCCACAGAUACCUUUCUGGAAGAUGGAUGACGGGCAAUGUGACACCCCAUAAUAUCUGUGUCAAUCAAACAUGGAUCCCAAUUUAGGAUCAAUGAUUCCAUUUUGUCAACCAUUAAAGCAGAGGAAUCUACCCUGAGCAGCCAUUGAAGUUUAUUUUCGAUUGUAAAACUGCCAAUACCACACAAGUGUGUUCACCUCUGAAGUGUCUGAGAUAUCUCACAUGAUCUCUCUGUAACAAUUAUAAUUAAAGGUUUAAAGUUCAAGUUGAAAGUAGCAUUAUUAUGCAUGUUACAAUGUUGCCAUUUGUAACGCUGUAUCUAAAUGGAUGACGUUUUGUGAAAUACUCCCUCAACAAAGGCACCAAAUUGUAGGGGCAGAGAUAUUUAGAAACGGGACACUUUGGAUCCCAAAACACAAAGAGACCCCAAAACACAAAGUUAUUAUUUUAUAUGGGUAUCACAGCAUAGUCUGGGUAACAUAGCACAAUAUGGAUAUCAGCAGUGUCUAUUUUUUUUUUUGUUACAAGUAGCACAAUACCCUAGAUAUCAGCAUUGUCGGGUUCAACAUUUAUCAUAAUUACCAUAGAUAUUGCACAAGGCCGGGCCUUACUUACUUUUCGUUUCUGAUUUUUUGUCAGGUCAAAUGACCUUGGAAGUUAAAACUGUUUAGUGACUUUAGAUGAGUUGUGAAAAAGAGAAUGUUGGCUGAAUGAUGCAGACACCGUUGAGAGCUGUGUUACCAUAGUAACUUCAGUGAUUGAUUGAUGGAAAGAGAGGUCCGUGUGACAUGCUAGGAGGUACUGGCAUGUGAAGGUUGACUAUAACAGGGACAGGAUGAGGGGUUAUCCUGGGCCAGGAGGCCCACAAAAUCUGUCUCAGCCCAGUGUCAACAGUCACUUCAACGCUUGUGAACUGUGUGAUACGCGAGUGGGAGACAUCAAGGACAGACAAAAGCAAGUUUUUCAGAAUGGAAUUCAGUGUGAGAAGAUGACAAAGCAAUGGAUUAUGUUGAUGAUGAUGAAAUGAAGAAAAUGACCGUUAUGACAGAUUCUGGAGAUGGUUUAUUUCCUUUGAUGUUUCAGUUUAAAAUCUUCACAAACACAUGACAGUCCUAAAAAUGGCUUCAGUGGAUUGAUCACACACUACAGAUGGUCUGCUUUAUUUUUGUAUGAAAAAAAACCUCUGUAUUUACUUUCCCAAGAAACUUGACAAAUUAUGUAUCUUCUCUAAUGUUCAAUGACAAAACAUAAUCCUGACUGUAUUAAAAUAUCACACUUUUUAAAACUAUAUUGCCUUAAAAGAUCACUUGGGCCUAUUUCAAUCACUAUCUGUCCAUAUUUUUCUGAGGCACUUAUGACAAGCAAGUAUUUUUGACAAUUAUAAACUGUUUAGAAGGGAGAAUAUAUGCACAGAAUUGUAUUGAAAUAAGUAAUUGUAUAUUUUCUUUCACUACUGUAUUACCAAAUGGGCAUAUCUUGCUGUAUCUGUUCAGAUCACGUUUCAUCCUGCCAUGACUAGUCACUCACAAACAUAUAGGACACCUUUUUGAUUUAUAUGCCAAUCUGUGCCUGUAUAUGGAAUGUUCUCCUGAUAUCAUGUUAGUUUAUGAAAGAUAAUAAAAAAUCAAAGUCUGGA
This is a messenger RNA of Oncorhynchus keta (chum salmon), 7521 nucleotides long. RefSeq names its product palladin, cytoskeletal associated protein (gene palld). The record is from RefSeq and is a predicted model, not a curated record. The transcript has 23 exons. The coding region runs from base 198 to 5738 and encodes 1846 amino acids. NCBI's taxonomy places the organism in Eukaryota, Metazoa, Chordata, Actinopteri, Salmoniformes, Salmonidae.